Messenger RNA from Vanessa atalanta (red admiral), 11903 nucleotides. It is a transcript of the gene uif, whose product is annotated as sushi, von Willebrand factor type A, EGF and pentraxin domain-containing protein 1. Gene Ontology annotation, molecular function: Notch binding; calcium ion binding. Lineage: Eukaryota; Metazoa; Arthropoda; Insecta; Lepidoptera; Nymphalidae. Bases 191 to 10912 code for a protein of 3573 amino acids. Gene Ontology annotation, biological process: Notch signaling pathway. The transcript has 36 exons. The record is from RefSeq and is a predicted model, not a curated record.
CUCAAAGAAAGCCUCAGUUCUGACCUGGCGGCCGUCGAGACCGCACCGGCCUGCCGACAAUGCGGCAGACUUUGUGACUCUAGUGUGGUGAGUGUGUUACAGCACAGUGUCCGUGCGUUAACCCCAACCCCUGAUAGUGUAAACCGGAUUUUAUAUUUGGAACGCCCCGCGGCGUGCAAAAAGAUUCACGAUGUUGAUAAGGUGUCGGGCGGCACUAGGUGUCGCCUUGUUCCUUUGCCUAGUUUCAUCGACAUUGUCUGAGGGCAACCUCUUCACCUGUCCGAAUGGCUGGGAGUUAAAGGGCCUUCAUUGUUAUAAAUUUUUUAAUAUCCGACAUUCUUGGGAUAAAGCUGCGGAAUUAUGCCGAAGAUAUGGAAGUGAGCUGAUGGUUAUAGACAGUUACACUGAAAAUAACAUGACCGCAAGCAUGGUACCAUCUACACCUAGCAACACUCACUAUUGGCUUGGCCUUGCAACUGUUGACGACCUAAGAACAAAUACCUUAGAAUCAGCUGCAGGGACUCUAGUUUCACAAUAUGCAGGAUUUUGGGACCUCAGACAACCGAAUCCCAAAGAUGGUGAAUGUGUGGAUGUUCACGUUACAUCGGAAAGACAAUCUUGGGAAUUAACAACAUGUGAAACCCUACUUCCUUUUAUGUGCAGAGCUUCCGCUUGUCCUGCAGGAACCUUCCAUUGUUCUAACGGAAGAUGCAUUAAUGCAGCCUUCAAAUGCGACAAACAAGAUGAUUGUGGUGACUCAUCUGACGAAAUGGACUGUGCUACUGAUUGUCAUUUUUAUAUGGCUAGUAGCGGUGAUGUCGUAGAAAGCCCUAACUAUCCUCACAAAUAUGCACCUUUCAGUGAAUGUAAAUGGACACUCGAAGGACCUCAAGGACAAAACAUCGUACUACAGUUCCAAGAUUUUGAAACUGAAAAGUCUUUUGAUACUGUUCAAAUCUUAGUAGGUGGUCGAACUGAAGAUAAAUCUGUCAACUUAGCUACACUAUCAGGAAAACAAGAUUUAUCUAAUAAACUGUAUGUUUCUGCUUCUAACUUUAUGAUAAUCAAAUUUAGCUCAGAUGGAUCCGUUGAAAGAAAAGGUUUUCGUGCCUCAUGGAAGACUGAAUCAUCAAACUGUGGAGGUAUUCUUAGAGCAACUCCUCAAGGUCAGGUUCUCACAUCACCUGGUUAUCCUAACAGCUACCCUGGUGGUUUGGAAUGCAUGUAUAUUAUUGAAGCACAACCUGGAAGGAUAGUUUCAUUGGAAAUAGAAGAUUUAGAAUUGGAAAUGAACAGAGACUACAUUGUUAUUAAAGACGGAAACACUCCAUCUAGUUCAGUUCUUGCCCGACUAACUGGACCUGGUGAUGAAAAUGAAAAAGUAGUUAUAUCGACAACAAACCACUUAUAUAUGUAUUUCCGGACUAGCCUUGGAGAUUCUAAAAGAGGAUUUAAUAUGAGGUAUUCCCAAGGUUGCCGAGCUACAAUAAUAGCAGCUAAUGGAACAUUCACUUCUCCAGCUUACGGCCUCAACAAUUACCCAAAUAAUCAGGAAUGUUUAUACAGAAUUAAAAAUCCAAACGGAGGACCCUUGUCCUUAAAAUUUAAUGAAUUCAAUAUUCACUCUUCCGAUGUAGUGCAAGUUUUUGAUGGGUCGAGCACAAGUGGUUUACGAUUACAUUCUGAUAAUGGAUUCACUGUUAAACCAAGAAUAACAUUAACUGCAUCGAGUGGGGAAAUGCUAAUACGAUUUAUGUCUGAUGCUCUUCAUAAUAGUAUAGGUUGGAGAGCAACAUUUUCAGCUGAUUGUCCUCCAUUAAAGUCUGGCACAGGAGCUUUAGCUUCAAACAGAGAUACUGCUUUUGGUACAACUAUAACAUUUUCAUGUCCAAUCGGUCAAGAAUUUGCCACUGGAAAAUCUAGAAUUACAACACAAUGUUUAGAAGGCGGAAAUUGGUCUACUACCUAUAUUCCAAGCUGCCAAGAGGUCUAUUGUGGUCCGGUCCCUCAAAUCGAUAAUGGAUUUUCUAUUGGCUCAACGAACGUAACUUACAGGGGUGUAGCAACUUAUCAAUGUUAUGCUGGAUUUGCAUUCCCAACCGGACAACCAAUAGAAAGAAUUUCUUGUUUAUCGGAUGGAAGAUGGGAAAGAACUCCGACUUGUCUUGCAUCACAAUGUGUGGCACUUCCUGAUGUCCCACAUGCUAAUGUUACUAUACUGAAUGGCGGUGGUCGCAGUUAUGGUACAAUAGUUCGAUUCGAAUGUGAACCCGGCUACGUUCGAUCUGGCCAACCUGUACUGCUUUGUAUGAGCAAUGGAACAUGGUCCGGUGAAGUACCAACUUGUUCUAAAGCUAUCUGUCCUAAGUUUCCUGAAAUCAAGAACGGAUUCAUUGUCGAUCAAACCAGAGUCUAUAUGUUUGGCGAUGAAGCCCGAGUGCAAUGUUAUAAAGGGUAUAAACUAAACGGACCCAGCAUAAUUAAAUGUGGACCUGGUCAAAACUUUGAUGCAACUCCAAGUUGUGAAGAUAUCAAUGAAUGCUCAAGCAGUCAAUGUGAUUCUGCCUCAACAGAAUGUAAAAACACUCAUGGUGGAUUCUACUGCCCUUGUCGCCCCGGAUUUACACCUAGCUUGGACUGCAAACCUGUUGGUGAUUUAGGUUUAAUUAACGGAGCUAUUCCGGAUGAGUCUAUAACGACGUCCGCUUCCGAAGCUGGAUAUUAUAAAGGCAUGAUUCGCUUAAACAAUGGAGGAGGUUGGUGUGGCAAUAAUCUUGAAGCUGGUGCAAACUGGGUCUUAGUUGAUCUUCGAGCUCCAACAAUCAUAAGAGGAUUCCGCACGAUGAGUGUUAUGAGGGCUGAUGCUAAUAUUGCAUUUACAUCUGCAAUUAGAAUACAAUAUACUAAUGACUUGACCGAUACAUUUAAAGAUUACACAAAUCCUGAUGGAACAGCGGUGGAAUUCCGAAUUUUGGAGCCUACGCUUUCAGUCUUAAACUUACCAAUGCCAAUUGAAGCUCAAUAUAUAAAAUUCAAAAUACAAGAUUAUGUUGGAGCACCCUGUCUCAAAUUAGAAAUUAUGGGGUGUGCUAGACUUGACUGCUCAGACAUAAAUGAAUGUAGUGAAAACAAUGGUGGCUGUGAUCAGAAAUGUAUUAAUACACCUGGAAACUUCUCAUGCGCCUGUAAUAUUGGUUACGAACUGUAUUCUUUUAAUGGAACGGCCGGCUUCUCUAUAGAGAACUCUGAAUCCGGGGAACGAGAUGGCGAUACAUAUCAAAGAAAUAAAUCAUGUGUCCCUGUAAUGUGUCCAUCUCUAGCUUCACCUGAAAACGGUCAAUUGCUUUCAACUAAAAGUUCCUAUCAUUUCGGCGAUGUUGUCGAAUUCCAGUGUAAUUUUGGCUAUGUUAUGUCGGGCUUCUCUUCACUUCUUUGCACAUCAAGUGGAACGUGGAAUGGUACAGCUCCCGAAUGUCAAUAUGCACGAUGCGUUACAUUAUCUGAUGAAAAGAAUGAUGGGCUAAAGGUGAUUCGAGACGACCCUGAAAGUGUUUUAGUGCCAUACAGAGAUAACGUUACUAUUACUUGUACUUCACCUGGCCGUCAAUUACGAAACACUCUUACCUCGUCUUUCCGGCAAUGUGUUUAUGAUCCCAAACCAGGUCUUCCCGACUAUUGGCUUUCUGGAGCUCAACCUCAAUGUCGGCGAAAGGAUUGUGGCGUUCCUAUGCCAACACCUGGAGCAGAAUAUGGUCAAUAUCUCGAUACAAGAUAUCAAAGCUCUUUCUUUUUCGGAUGUCAAAACACUUUUAAAUUGGCCGGUCAAACAAGCAAACACGAUAACGUUGUUCGUUGUCAACAAAACGGAAUAUGGGACUUUGGAGAUUUAAGAUGUGAAGGACCCGUAUGUGAAGAUCCAGGUCGGCCAGCCGAUGGGUAUCAAAUAGCUAGAAGUUACGAACAAGGAUCUGAAGUUCUAUUCGGUUGUUCAAGACCUGGUUAUAUUUUAAUAAACCCCAGACCCAUAACUUGUAUUCGUGAACCAGAAUGUAAAGUUAUAAGACCUCUUGGCUUAGCUUCAGGCAGAAUACCUGACUCAGCAAUCAAUGCAACUUCCGAAAGACCUAAUUAUGAAGCAAAAAAUAUUAGACUUAACUCAGUGACUGGAUGGUGUGGCAAACAAGAAGCUUUUACUUAUGUUAGUGUCGACUUAGGCAAAGUUUACAGAGUUAAAGCUAUACUAGUGAAAGGUGUUGUAACAUCGGACAUAGUUGGCCGUCCAACAGAAAUAAGAUUCUUUUACAAACAAGCUGAAAAUGAAAACUAUGUAGUAUAUUUCCCCAACUUUAACCUAACUAUGCGUGAUCCGGGAAAUUAUGGUGAACUUGCAAUGAUUACACUGCCAAAAUAUGUUCAAGCUAGAUUUGUUAUUCUUGGUAUCGUAAGUUUUAUGGACAACGCUUGCCUCAAAUUUGAAUUGAUGGGAUGUGAUGAACCUUCCGCCGAGCCAUUAUUAGGUUACGAUUAUGGAUAUUCACCUUGUGUGGAUAAUGAGCCACCAGUAUUCCAGAAUUGCCCUCAGCAUCCUAUUAUAGUACAAACUGAUGUAAAUGGAGGCCUUCUGCCAGUCAAUUUUACAGAACCAACGGCUACUGAUAACUCUGGCGCUAUUGCUAGAUUAGAAGUUACACCACAACAUUUUAGAACUCCGAUACAAGUUUUUCAUAAUAUGGUUGUACGAUAUGUAGCCUUUGACUUCGAUGGCAAUGUUGCUAUUUGUGAAGUUAAUAUAACAGUACCAGAUUAUACACCACCGAAAUUAAGUUGUCCUCAAAGUUACGUUAUUGAGCUAGUAGAUAAACAAGACAGUUACGCAGUCAAUUUUAAUGAUACCAGGAGAAGAAUUAAUGCUACUGAUGCUUCCGGAGAAGUUGUCUUGAAGUUCAUACCAGAAAGAGCAGUUAUCCCAAUACGAGGCUAUGAAAAUGUAACAGUUAUAGCUUCUGAUAAAUACGGAAACAAGGCUCAAUGUAACUUCCAGGUUUCUGUUCAAGCUACUCCUUGCGUUGAUUGGGAACUUAUGCCUCCAGCGCACGGAGCAAUAAACUGUUUGCCUGGAGAUAGAGGAAUUCAAUGUAUAGCAACGUGCAGUCCUGGAUUUAGAUUUACCGAUGGUGAACCAGUCAAAACGUUUGUCUGUGAAACUAAGCGUCAAUGGGUUCCUUCUGCUGUAGUGCCAGAUUGUGUUUCUGAAAAUACUCAACAAGCUGCAUACCAUGUCGUAGCAAGUGUACAAUAUCGAGCCCUUGGAGCGGUUUCAAACGCAUGCUUACCACAAUACAAAGAUUUACUUGCUCAAUAUGAUAAUAUAUUAAAUGAAAGACUGUCACAGCGAUGUUCUGCAGUAAACGUGAAUAUUAAUGUUACAUUCGUAAAAGCAAUGCCUAGUCUCCUCGACGAAAACGUCGUCAAAAUGGACUUUGUCUUAGCUAUAAUUCCAGCUAUAAGACAAACUCAAUUGUAUGAUCUUUGUGGAUCAACGUUAAAUCUUAUAUUUGACCUCUCAGUACCUUACGCAAGUGCACUGAUUGAGCCAGUACUGAACGUUUCUUCGAUUGGUAAUCAAUGUCCACCAUUAAGAGCUAUAAGAAGCUCUAUUACACGCGGUUUUACAUGUAGCGUCGGUGAAGUACUUAAUAUGGAUACAAAUGAUGUACCCAGAUGUUUGCAUUGUCCCGCUGGUACAUUUGCUGGUGAAAAACAAAAAACAUGCACAAUGUGUCCGAGGGGAUAUUUCCAGAACCAAGCCCGUCAAGGAUCAUGCCUUAAAUGUCCUCAAGGAACUUUCACAAGGGAAGAAGGAUCAAAAGAUUUAACUGAUUGCGUACCUGUAUGUGGCUAUGGAACAUAUUCUCCAACAGGAUUGGUUCCAUGUCUAGAAUGUCCAAGAAAUAGUUACACCGGUGAGCCUCCUUUAGGAGGAUUUAAAGAUUGCCAAGCAUGUCCGGUGAACACCUACACAUAUCAACCAGCAGCUGCUGGAAAAGACAAAUGUAGAGCAAAAUGUGCAUCAGGCACAUAUUCACCGACUGGCUUAGCUCCCUGCUCACAAUGUCCUAGAAAUUUUUACCAAAACUCAAUUGGCCAAACACUAUGUAUGGAGUGUCCCACAAAUAUGAAAACUGUAAGCACAGGUGCUUCAGGAUUGGAAGAAUGCUUACCAGUUGAAUGUUCAAACAGUGCUUGUCAACAUGGUGGAUUGUGUGUGCCAAAAGGACAUGGUGUUCAAUGUUAUUGUCCAGCUGGUUUUUCUGGACGAAGAUGUGAAAUAGAUAUUGAUGAAUGCGAAAGUCAACCUUGUUAUAACGGAGGUAAAUGCAUUGAUCUACCACAAGGAUAUAGAUGCUCAUGUCCCACGGGUUACGGUGGAAUUAAUUGUCAAGAAGAGAGAACCGACUGUAAAAAUGAUACAUGUCCAGAACGUGCAAUGUGCAAAGACGAACCUGGAUUUAAUAAUUAUACAUGUUUAUGUAGGUCUGGUUACACUGGAAUCGAUUGCGAUAUUUCGAUUGACCCUUGUUCAGCAAAUGGAAAUCCUUGUAAAAAUGGAGCGUCAUGUACAGCUCUCCAACAAGGCAGAUACAAAUGUGAAUGCUUACCAGGGUGGGAAGGACAGCUCUGUGAAACUAACACAAAUGACUGUGUUGAAAAACCCUGUCUUCUUGGUGCCCCUUGCACUGAUUUAGUCAAUGACUUCAGCUGUGCUUGUCCCCCUGGUUUCACUGGGAAACGAUGUCAUGAAAAAAUAGAUCUAUGCUCUACUGCACCGUGUAAACAUGGUAUUUGUGUUGACAAACUGUUUGUUCAUCAAUGCGUUUGUGAUCCAGGUUGGACUGGGCCAUCAUGUGAUAUUAAUAUUAAUGAAUGUGUAAUUUCGCCAUGCGAAAAUGGAGGUCGCUGUAUCGAUACCAUAGACGAUUUUACAUGUAACUGUGAACCUGGAUAUACAGGCAAGAGAUGUCAACAUACUAUUGAUGAUUGUGCUUCUGAUCCUUGUCAAAAUGGAGCAACAUGUGUGGAUCAAAUUGAUGGAUUCACUUGCAAAUGCCGACCAGGAUUUAUCGGUCUGCAAUGUGAAUCAGCAAUAGAUGAAUGCCUGAAUGAACCCUGCAACCCAGCGGGAACCGAAAAAUGUAUUGACUUAGACAACAAAUUUAAAUGUGAAUGUCGUGAAGGUUUCACAGGAGAAAUGUGUGAAACUAAUAUUGAUGAUUGUGCUUCCGAUCCAUGCUUUAAUGGUGGUUCCUGUAAAGAUGAAGUUGGUGAUUAUAAAUGUUCUUGUCAACCGGGAUGGACAGGCAAACGAUGUGAGCGAGAUAUUGGAAACUGCAUGAAUUUACCCUGUCAGAAUAAUGCUAAAUGUAUAGAUCUCUUCCAAGAUUAUUUCUGUGUUUGCCCUAGUGGAACCGAUGGUAAGCAGUGUGAAACUGCACCUGAAAGGUGUAUUGGUAGCCCUUGCAUGCAUGGCGGGAAAUGCCAAGAUUUUGGAUCGGGCCUAAAUUGCACUUGUUCGCUAGACUAUAUGGGCAUUGGUUGUCAAUAUGAAUUCGAUGCUUGUGAAGCAGGUCUUUGCCAAAACGGUGCUACGUGUAUGGAUGAAGGAGAAGGAUAUUCUUGUAUCUGUGCUCCUGGAUUCACAGGCAAAAACUGCGAUGAAGAUAUUAUUGACUGUAAAGAAAACUCUUGUCCACCAUCGGCAACUUGCAUAGAUUUACCAGGCAGAUUUUAUUGCCAAUGUCCAUUUAAUCUAACGGGUGAUGAUUGCAGAAAAACUAUCAGCGUGGAUUAUGAUCUCUACUUCAGUGAUCCUAUGCGCUCCAGUGCUGCCCAAGUGGUACCAUUUGCAACAGGAUCUGCAGAUAGUUUGACUAUUGCAAUGUGGGUACAGUAUACACAGCAAGAUGAAGGAGGUAUCUUCUUUACCGCUUAUGGUGUGAGCAAUUCUCAAAUAGCUCUUAAUAAAAGAACAAUCAUACAAGCCCACUCAAACGGUGUUCAGGUAUCUCUUUUCCCUGAACUCCAAGAUGUUUAUUUAAGUUUUGGUGAAUAUGCAACAGUCAAUGAUGGACAAUGGCAUCAUGUGGCCUUAGUAUGGGACGGUAGUAAUGGCGGAGAAUUAACUCUUAUAACGGAAGGUUUAAUUGCAAGUAAACUUGAAGGCUAUGGCAGCGGGAAAUCAUUACCAUCAUAUGUUUGGGUAACUUUAGGAAAACCACAAUCAGACAAUCCUAAGGCUUACACUGAAUCAGGCUUCCAAGGACAUUUAACAAAAGUACAAAUAUGGAACCGUGCUCUUGACGUAACUAACGAAAUUCAAAAACAAGUUCGCGACUGUAGGACUGAACCAGUACUUUAUAGCGGCUUAGUGUUGACUUGGGCAGGAUACGAAGAUACUAUCGGUGGUGUUGAGAGAAUCGUGCCAUCUCACUGUGGACAAAGAGUCUGUCCAAAUGGCUACACUGGAUCGAAAUGCCAACAACUACAAGUCGAUAAGGAACCUCCGAAAGUAGAAAGAUGUCCUGGUGAUCUUUGGGUAAUCGCCAAAAAUGGAUCGUCUGUCGUUAGCUGGGAUAUGCCUGUAUUUAGUGAUAUUGUUGGUGUAGCACGUGUAGUUGAAAAAUCUGGACAUCAACCUGGACAAAACCUUGCCUGGGGAGCAUACGAUAUAGCAUACAUAGCCUAUGAUGCUGCCGGUAAUGCCGCAACGUGUACUUUCAAAGUAACAGUCUUAUCUGAAUUUUGUCCGGCAAUGCCUGAUCCUCUGGGUGGAUAUCAAUCAUGUCGCGAUUGGGGUGCAGGUGGUCAGUUUAAGGUGUGUGAAAUCGCAUGUCGCGAUGGUCUGAGAUUUUCUCAACCUGUACCGCCAUUCUAUACAUGUGGGGCUGAAGGAUUUUGGAGACCUACAAAUGACCCAUCUCUACCACUUGUAUAUCCAGCUUGCUCGCCGGCUUCUCCUGCACAACGAGUCUUUAAAAUUUCCAUGUUAUUCCCAAGUUCUGUACUCUGUAAUGACGCUGGACAAGCAGUACUCCGACAAAAAGUUCGCAGUGCUAUUAACCAACUUAAUAGAGAUUGGAGCUUCUGUUCAUACGCUGUUGACGGUACAAGGGAGUGUAAGGAACUGGAUAUUAAUGUGAAGUGUGAUCAUCGCGCUAACGUCCGACAAACUAGACAAGUAUCUUCCCCUCCCACGGCAACAUCAAAAGACACCUACGUACUUGAUGCUAUAAUACCAGUAGAAGAGACAAGAAGCAAUAGAGAAGGCCGUCAAGCCGGAGACACAUACAGCAUCGAACUAUCUUUUCCGGCUGUAAACGACCCAGUAAUCAACAAUGGUAACAAUGAACGCUCUACUGUUAAACGAUUGCUGGAGAAACUCAUCCUCGAAGACGAACAAUUUGAUGUACGAAAUAUACUUCCAAAUACUGUACCAGAUCCGGCCAGUCUAAAACUCGAAUCAGACUAUGCCUGUCCUAUGGGACAAGUAGUUAUGGCACCUGACUGCGUGUCUUGUGCUGUGGGUACUUACCUUGAUGCCGCAAGUGAUUCUUGUCAGCCAUGCCCUGCGGGAUCUUAUCAAUCUGAAGCUGGUCAGCUGCAAUGUACGCCCUGUCCUGCUAUUGCUGGACAAUCUGGUGUCACUCAAGCAGCAGGCGCUAGAAGUGCAGCUGAUUGUAAAGAGAGAUGCGCCUCUGGCAAAUACUACGACGCAGAAGCAGAACUAUGCAGGCCUUGCGGUCAUGGCUCUUAUCAACCUCGCGAAGGAGCUUUCUCUUGCAUUGCAUGUCCAAGAGGUCAAACAACACGAGCCACUGAGGCAGUAUCAGCUGCAGAAUGUAGGGACGAUUGCCCAUCAGGCGAGCAACUGAGCAGUGAUGGUGGAUGCGAGCCUUGCCCACGCGGCACGUGGCGAGCCAAUGGCUCUGGCGCAGCAUGUGCGCCAUGCCCGUCGGGCACUACCACACCUCAAGCUGGUGCGGCUUCACCUGACCAAUGUUCACUUCCUGUGUGUAGAGCAGGUUCUUACCUCAAUGCGACUCUGAAUACAUGCAUACAAUGUAAGAAAGGAACAUACCAAUCAGAAAUGCAACAAACGCUAUGUAUUCCUUGCCCGAUCAACACCAGUACAAAGGGACCGGGCGCGACAUCAGAAUCCGACUGCACGAAUCCAUGCGAGAUUUUGGGUCCCGAGAUGCACUGCGACGCCAACGCCUACUGCUUACUGAUACCUGAAACUAGUGAAUUUAAAUGCCAAUGUAAACCUGGCUUUAAUGGAACUGGAAAAGUUUGUGUUGACGUUUGCCAGGACUUCUGCGAUAACGGUGGUGAGUGUGUGAAAGACGCUCGUGGCGAACCUUCUUGUCGCUGCGCCGGUUCCUUCACAGGUCGCCAUUGCAGAGACAAGAGCGAAUUCGCAUACAUUGCUAGUGGUGUAGCAGGCGGAGUGAUCUUCAUAAUAUUCCUUGUACUUCUCGUCUGGAUGAUUUGUGCGAGAUCAACUAAGAAGAGAGAACCAAAGAAGACACUAACACCGGCUAUAGAUCAAAACGGAUCUCAAGUGAACUUCUAUUAUGGAGCGCACACUCCGUAUGCGGAAUCUAUUGCGCCCUCGCAUCACUCCACAUACGCUCAUUAUUACGACGACGAAGAAGACGGCUGGGAAAUGCCAAACUUUUACAACGAAACAUACAUGAAAGAGAGUUUACAUAACGGAAUGAACGGAAAAAUGAAUAGCUUAGCACGAUCGAACGCCAGCAUCUAUGGCACGAAGGAGGAUCUAUAUGACAGAUUAAAAAGGCAUGCGUAUCCGGGUAAGAAAGAUAAGAGUGACAGCGACAGUGAGGGUCAAUAAAUAUAUCGGAGGACUGCGUUUUGUCGUAUUCUGGUCAAACUUACAUAAUACUAUGUCGUAUUAGUUUCAACUCUCGGUGCCUUGUUAUACAAUUACAACUUUUUAUGGACUUAAUUUUAUCGGUUAUUUUGCCGAGAGAUAUUUUUAUAGAAUUUUGUACUCUCCUAGCUUUAUUAAUUAGUUUAAUUUAAAUUAUGUAGAUUAACACACUCACUGUUUAACAUGCAGCCCCACCAAACGUAAUAUUUGUAUACCACAAAUCACUUUAAGCGCUGAAGCAAAAUUUUAUAGCGACAAUUUAAUGGCCAUAAGAUUAUUUGACAGGAAACAGUGAAUGUGUUGAUGUUCUGAGAUUACGAUCAACAAAAAUAAAAUGCUCAAAUAUUUUAGGCAAAAGCCAUAACGAAAAGCAGGUCUAUCAUUUGAAUUUUACAUUAUAACAAGAUAGACAAUCAGAUGCAAUUAUAGCUCUUACAACAAAAUGUAAAUAUACUUUAUAAUAUUUUUGUAUAUUUAUAGUAGACCUCAAAUGCGUUAAUUAUAAUUCUACGUUUAUUUUAGGUGUAAGCUAUGAUACGUUGAGCAUUGCGAGAGCAAUGAUCGGUUCAUAAAUGUUGUGUUGAUAUUAUAAGUUAAAUUUUUACGUUUUGUAUUAUAAACCGGACUGUACUUACUGUAUUUUAUAUCAAUAUAAUAUGUAAAAAUGUGUGUGGUUGUAUAUUAUGAAAUGAAUGUAUAGGAUGUUUUUUAUAAAGUAAAUAUAAUUUAAUUUGCUAUAAUACGGGAACAUGAUUAUUAUGUUAUUUAAAAUAAACCGUCCAAUUUAUGAAGUUUUAAGGACUCAUGAAUAAUAUUAAUAAACAUUGAAAUUAUAAUAUUUUUUAUAAUACUCAUUGAUUUCGUGCGUGGUUUGUAUCCCAUCACAAUUAUUACCACAUUAGUGAUUACUUUAACAGUAAUAUGUUUACAAAGAAAAUAAAUUAACAUUACG